AUGCGCUUCACGCUCGCUUCGUCUCUCCUGCCUCUGGCCGUCUCCGUUGGAGCCCUCCAGGUCACCCAGCCCGAGAAGGGCGCCGAGAUUGACCCUUCAGACUCCUUCACCGUCAAGUGGGAUUCCGUCAGCACCGACCCCUCCUCCUUCGACCUGUACCUCGUCAACAACGCCGUCUACCCCAGCGUCGAGAAGAAGAUCGCCUCCGACGUCGACACCUCCGACGGCUCCUACAUCAUCGACAGCAUCUCCGGUCUCGAGAAGGCCGGCGGCUACCAAAUCAACCUCUUCUCCAACGAAGCCCACAACACCGGCAUCCUCGCGCAGUCCGAGCAGUUCAACGUGACCAGCUCCGACACCACCUCCUCCAGCAGCGCCACGCCCACCUCCACCUCCACCUCGACCUCGACCUCCAGCACCUCGACUGAGAGUGAGACUACCUCCACCCCUUCCACUUCCACCGAGACCACCUCUGCUUCUACCUCCACCACUACCGAGGCCGAGUCUAACACUGCCUCUUCCUCCGCUGCAGGCUCCUCCACCCCUGCCUCGUCGUCUGAUGCCGCCGCGACCGCCAGCGCCUCCGAUGUCCCCGAUGACCUGAACGCCGGUGUUGCUAUGGGUGCUCCCCUCACCCUUGCCGGUCUGAUGGCCGGUGCGCUUAUGUUCACCCUGUAA
Molecule: messenger RNA, 678 nt
Organism: Aspergillus mulundensis
Lineage: Eukaryota; Fungi; Ascomycota; Eurotiomycetes; Eurotiales; Aspergillaceae
Product: GPI anchored serine-threonine rich family protein
Exons: 3
Coding region: 1-678 (225 amino acids)
Source: RefSeq, a predicted model, not a curated record